AAAAAAAAAGAAAUCAUGGCUAGUAAUAAAAUAACUCAAUUAACUUAUCAAAUGAAUAUAUUAAAUUCAUUAGAAAUAAAAGAAGAUAUAUACAGUCCAAUAUUUAGUACUGGAGAUAAUCUGUUAUGGCAAUUGUGGUUUGUACCAAUAAUUAGAAAUCCCAUGAAUAAUAAAGAAUAUUGUUCAAUAUAUAUAUUACCUGUAGCAAAUCCUGAUGAAACUUCUUGGAGAAAAAGAUCAAAAUUUUCUAUUAAAUUAUCUGUUAAAGAAAUCAAAAAUUUUCAAACUUAUAACUUAAUUUCAAGUAAUAAUGAAUUAUCUAUUUCUCCUGAUACUAAGAUUGAAAAUGGAUAUGGAUAUCCUGAAGCGUUUGAAAGAACAUCACUUUAUAAUGGAGAAUUAAUUAUUUGUGUAACAUUUGAUAAUAUUGAGUAUAGAGAUAAUAAACAAUAUAAUAAUAGUAUUUCACUUGAUCCGUUACCGGAAAAUCUUGUUGCAGCAUGGAAAAAUCAAUUAUUUAAUAUUCAACCAGUUGAUGUAGAAUUUAAUGUACAAGGGGAAAAAUUUUAUGCUUGUAGCUCAAUACUUAUUCAAAGAUCCAAAUAUUUUGAGAAUGCUUUAUCAGGUAUGUGGGCUGAAUCAACGGUUAACAAUCAAAAUGAAGAUAUCUAUAACGAAACAAAGGUGGAAAAAAAUAUAAAGGAGGGAGAAACUGAUAAAGAAAUCGUUGAUUCGGUUAAAUCAGUUGAUCUGAAGGAUAAUUCAGAAGAAAUGAAUGAAGAAAAAUUAAAACAACAAAUUAAACAUAGGAUCUAUAUAUCAGAUUAUAAACCAUUUUCGUUCGCGAAAAUGUUGUGCUAUCUUUACACAAAUCAAAUUGAUUGGACUAACGAUAAUAAUGGCAUGGAUGAAACCACUGAUGAGAAUAUUUCUUUUACAAUAGAAAUUUAUUGUAUAGCAGAUAGAUAUUUAUUAACGGAUUUACGUCAAAGGGCAAAAAAUAGAAUAUUUGAAGAAUUAACUGUAAAUAAUGUAGCAGAAAUCAUGUUUCGUUUAGUACCUAAAUAUGAAGAUUUAAAAGAACCUAUUCUCUCUUUUAUGGCUGAAAAUUUUGAAGAAGUGUGUAAUUCUAAAGGAUUUAAAGAUGUUUUGGCAAAUCCUAAUGAUUAUACUUAUUAUAAUCGAAUCAUGUCUGAAGUUUUAUCUCAACAUUUUAAAAUUCAAAAAGCUAGACUUAACAAGCAAAAUUUGCAAACACACACUCCUGUUAAUGUUGCAUUGCCUCCAAUGAGACCUUUACCGCCUGCUGGUAUGAGACCUCCUCCACUACCAUUACCUUACAAUCCUUCUGUUGGAUUUAGACAACCUUCACAAUCUACUAACAGCAACAAUAAUAACAAUUCUACGUAAAAUGUCGUAACGUAGAGUCACGUGAUUAUUGUGAUUCUAUUUCGUUAUAGAGUUAUCGUCGUAAGAUAACGCCAUAAUACCAGUGAUAAUGUAUUUCUGUAUAUGGUUAUAUUAAUUUCGGCAAUUUCAAAAAAAAGAACUUUUGUCGGUCUUUGUUAUACAGGAAUUAAAGGAACACGAUCGUAUUAAUAUAUCGUACAAUAAAUCUUUUUUUAUCAUAAUUAAUAAUCUAUUUAAAAUUUUUUUUUCUUUUUUUAUCUAUC
Rhizophagus irregularis DAOM 181602=DAOM 197198 is the source of this 1673-nucleotide messenger RNA. RefSeq lists its product as uncharacterized. Gene Ontology annotation, cellular component: cytoplasm. Gene Ontology annotation, biological process: regulation of proteolysis; proteasome-mediated ubiquitin-dependent protein catabolic process. Lineage: Eukaryota; Fungi; Glomeromycota; Glomeromycetes; Glomerales; Glomeraceae. Gene Ontology annotation, molecular function: ubiquitin protein ligase binding. The record is from RefSeq and is a predicted model, not a curated record.